UGUUGGUUUAAAAGCUUUUUGUUUGAAUUGUUAAGGAGGUUGUUUUGCAAAAUCUUGGAAGGGCGUAAUAAUAAUUUGAUUUGCUUUAUGCUUUUUCGCUUUUGCUUUUACUUCUUUCUCAGCCUUUUUGGGCGCCUUUUUCGUGACGGCAGGUGCGUCUGCCCAGUCGCUUUCUCUUUUGCUUUUCUUGGAAUUAACAGUCAGGAAAGUGCGAAAAAAAAUCGCGUUAAAUUUUAUCGCAUCUACGCAAGAAAAAACGCGCUUCAAAUUGGAAGAAAAAAAGGUUUGUUUUUUAUUUAUGUCAGUGGACCUGAAAUUCUCUGUCGUUUUGCGGAAAAUAAGCUAGCUUUCGUUUUCCUCAACUUUUACCGUGUCUUGCUUUUUCCCUGUCAAUAAAGAGCUUUAUUGCACUUCCUCACCAGUUUUUCUCCCUUAUUUGGUCAAAUUCGUCGAUAUCUUGAAUUCUCAAAUGCUCAAAUUGCACAACAGAGGGCUUCCGUUGUGAUAAGAGCUUGUAUGUUGUGAAAGUUAAAGAAGCUCUUUAUUGCAGUUCCUAGCGUUUUUCCGUCUGAAUUCGUCAAUAUUUUACUCAAAUUUGUCAUUCAAAUGAUUUGUAGUAGUUGUGAUCUUGUUCUAGAUUAGGGUUUGUAUGCUUUGAGAGAAAAAAAAAGUCGGAAGAAAAAGAUUUUGCUUGGCAUACCGAUUUUGUUUGAUUGCCUCGCUUCCGUUGGUUGAAUUUCCUCAGUAUUUUUGCUGAAAUUGCACGCCAAGCUUUCUUUGUUUGAAUUUAGCGUUAUCUCCCCUCAAAUUGUCCUGCAAAGACCUUGACUUUGUUGAAGUUAAGUUUGGUAUGCUGUGAAAGAUUGAAAAGAAGAGAAAGUGCUUUGUUGCGUUUUCUUACCGGUAUCUUUUCAUCAAUCUCUCGCAGAAUUCGUUGAUAUCUUUGAUUCGCUUGCACUGCAAAGCAGACCUUUGUUGUUGUUUGUUAUCUUUGUUCUAGGUUAGGGUUUGCAUGCUCUGCAUCUGAAAAAAUGUGUAAAAGCUCUGCAAAUGUUGAGGGAACGUGUAAUUUCGCCAUCAAGUUGUUCGGGGCCACGAUUUCUGUUUGUGUUCGCGAUGAAUCCUCGCAGGAGGAGAAUAACGCUCGCAAGCGGCCUGCGCAGGCCGAAAUGGCUACGAAUCCUUCAAAAUCUUUGAAGAUGAUGGAAAAUCUUCACCAAAAGGGAGAGAAUAUUUGCAAUUUGAGAGACAAAGGAGCAAAGUCUUUGGAAAAUUUUCAAGAAAAAAGCGAGUCUCUCUGCAAUAUAAGCGACAGAGGAGCAAAAUCUUUGAAGAAGCCGGAAAAUUGUGAAGAGAAAAGUGAAAUUUCUUGCAACAUCGAGGCUUCUGAGCAAAAAGCCCCGCCGAAGCCCGAAAAGCCAGUGGCCUGUCCGCGUUGCCACAGCUUGGAGACGAAAUUUUGCUACUUCAACAAUUAUAACGUGAAUCAGCCGCGGCAUUUCUGCAAGAACUGCAGGCGCUACUGGACUGCAGGAGGAAGCAUGCGCAACAUCCCUGUCGGUGCCGGCCGCAGAAAGAGCAAACAUUUUACUGCCUUUCACCUCUCCAAGUCCAUGGAUUUGCAGGAUCAAAAGAUGAAACUUGAGAAUUUCGAUGAAUCCAUCGAAGCCAAGAAUUCAGAAAUAGAGGGUUCAGAUUCCGUCGGAUUUGUAAAUCCUGAUGGAAUUUCUGCCGUUUCUGCUACGGGGAUUGUAAAUCUGUUGGAUCAAAAUUCGACUCCAUGGAUUCCUAAAAUCCAACAGAAUGUUACUUCAAACAAUUUUCUCAACUGUCUUGUACUCCAUGGACGGCCUUUCAGCACCAAAUUGCAUUCUAAAUAAAUCUCAGGGUACUAAAUUGCAUACCAAAUUAUAUAAAUUGUAGGAAGUUUAUCCUAGUUCUUUCUGCUUA
This is a messenger RNA of Cryptomeria japonica (Japanese cedar), 1950 nucleotides long. Its product is annotated as dof zinc finger protein DOF1.7. The record is from RefSeq and is a predicted model, not a curated record. NCBI's taxonomy places the organism in Eukaryota, Viridiplantae, Streptophyta, Pinopsida, Cupressales, Cupressaceae. Gene Ontology annotation, biological process: regulation of DNA-templated transcription. Gene Ontology annotation, molecular function: DNA binding; DNA-binding transcription factor activity. The coding region runs from base 1032 to 1880 and encodes 282 amino acids. The transcript has a single exon.